UGUAACCGAAUUUGACACUUUACAAUGUUUAUAGUUAUUUUUAGUUUAAUGUUAAGAUAACUGUUCCAAAUAGUUUACAUUUUUGAGAAAACAAUCGUGGACCCUUUGGAAUUAUCUGCAUUCCUGCACAAAUGGCACUUAAAAAGUGAUCCGAUCAUCUAUGUCACACUAAUGACAUAAUAAAAUAGUUCUGUUUAACAACUUACAGAACAAUACUGCCAUAUUUUUAUUGAAAAAAAAUAAAGUUUAAACAAUCAAGGUCAUUGAAAACUGCAAGCCAUCCAGGCUGUGAGGUAACAAAGCAGCCCCGUACCAUUACACUCCUACGAUGUGUCGUAGCUGGGAUGAAGUUUUGGUGUAGGGUUGCACUGAUUUGUUUUAUCCAAACAUACUUAUCGAAAAGUUCAUCUUUUCUCUCUCAUAUCCACCCAACAUUGUUCCAGCAGUGCUGUGGAACAUCCAGGUGGUCUGUAGUAAAAUUCAGAUGAGCAGCAAUGUUUUUUUCCGGGCAGGUUUCCUCCAUGGCUACCUCCCAUGAACACUUCUCUUUUUUAGUAUUUUUGUAUGGUGGACUCUUUAACAUAGACCUUAUCAAGUGUAAGAGAUGCCUGCAAAUCCUUAGUUGUCGCCCCUGGGCUCUUUGUCACUUGUUUGAGGACUAUACAGCGUGCCUUUGCAUAGCUCUUUCGUAGACAUCCACUCCCAGACAGUAGCAACAGCGCUGAAUUUCUUCCAUUUGUAAACUGUCUGCCGCACUGCAGAGUGAAGGCUUUAGAAAUACCUUUGUAAUCCUUUCCAGUCUCAUGAGUUUCAAGAGCUCUUCUUCUGAGGUCCUCUGAAAUCCCUUUUGAUUGAGCCAUAUUGCAAAAGCAUACUGCUGUGAAGAGCAGGUAAUCGACAUUGUGUGUUUGCUUGUUUUUUAUAGCCUCAAACCAAAUACCUGGAUUGACUGAAAUACCUGAUUCUAAUGACCCUCUUUUGAAGAUGCCUUUGUCCUACAGGAAAACUCGAGGGCUAUGUAAAAAAUACCCAAACAUAUCCGGAACGUUCUCUUAUAUAACAAUAUACAGAAGAUAUAACAUCACUGCUUAUGUUGUUGACACAAGUAAUGACGGAAGGAACUGCACUAAAGCAAUUUUCAGUGGCGAUCCAAAGAAUCUAAUUCGCUGUGCUCCCACAAAGGACGUCCACUUUAGACGAUAUUUGAGACAAUUGGAGAUAACAGCAUCUUGGAAGGAACCAAGUGUUACGUACUAUGUUGUACAGUAUAGAGAACGUAACAGCCUACUUUGGAGCAAAUCAGCAGAGAUAUUAAUAAAGAAGAGCUGGACUCUAGGUAAUCUUACAGCAUCACUAUCAUAUGAGGUACAAAUUCAGUGUGUCACAAACAAUCAGUGUUCUCAGUGCCCAUGGAGUGAAACUUUCCUCAUCCCACCGGAGCUGACUGCCAGACCGGUCAUUGAGAAGCUGGACGUUAUUCCACAAGGAAAGGGAAAACGACUGGUGGUCGUACAGUGGAAGCUGGAUUCCACAGAGGAAGCAGAUGGGUACCAGAUGACAAUAACGAAAGCAUCUGGAGAGCGUACUCAGAGAGUGAACACCACACUUCCUUGGAUAAGGAUAAUACUCUCAGGCUCAGCCUUCAACAUCAGCAUCAUAGCCUUCAAUGGCGCCGGGACCUCCCCCGCAGUCCCGGCCGGCGUUCCCCCGGUAGACGGUAGCGAUUGGGCCGACACGCUGAAUGUCACUUUGGUUAGUGAAACCGGCUUCACCAUCGUGUGGAACAGCAGUCUGACUAAGUCCUUCUGGUGCUACUCCGUGGAGUGGUGGCGAAUGGGCGAGAUCCCCUUGUCUCAUUCAUUUUAUCAGAGGAAGGAGAACUCUGCUACGAUACCCCUGAAAGUGCCUCUGCAGCCCUACAAGAGGUAUACGUUCCUGCUGCACGUCAGGCCGGACAAGGACACCUGCAAUCUGAAGAGCAUUAACAACAGCGAGAGCACCUGCGGCAGGGCUGAGGCCUAUGCCACGGAAGGGACUCCCAUUAGUGCCCCACUGAACAUCACUGCUUUGAGAGUGACCACAAACUCCUUGGUCAUUGAGUGGACUUCCAUCCCAGAGGAAGAUCUCCGUGGAUUCCUACUCGGCUACAAGAUCUACUACAGCGAAGCCAGCCAGGAAAACCGUUCCUCAACUGUUACAGUGGGUCCAAGAGGAAACACGCGUAGGCUGCCCAACCUGAAAGCACGUACAGUUUAUAGCGUCUCAAUAUCAGCUUUCACCGCAGCUGGCGAAGGAGUGCGCAGCAGCCCCGUGUACCUCAAGACCAAGUUGCCAGGUGACUGGAAUGUAAUAGGUGCCACUGUGGGGGUCACCGGAGGAAUAAUAUUUCUCUUUUUAUUGGCUCAUUCGUGCAACCCAUUGUUCCACAGGGCAAAGGCACUGUUCUGGCCCAGCAUCCCUAACCCAGGCAACAGUAACGCCAUUCAGAAAAUAGAUGGCAUAUUUGACCAAGAAGUUCUGGAGCCCAUCAUAGAAGGGACUACAGCCCAGGGGAAGGAGAGCGAUGCAAGCAGUCUGAUCAUCAUAGAAGAUCGAGGGGCUUCAGAGCCCACCAGUGCCAGUAGCCCCCUCCUGCUGCAGGAGGUUGAGGAUCUGUCCCCAGCAGUUCUUCCCAAAGAGGAGAAUGAAGCUUCCAGCAGAGAGUUGAAGCUGAACCUCACGCUAACAACAAAUACCCAUGACUUGAGGAGCACAACUCCGGCGCCCUGUGCGAGUGAUUACACCACCAUGGAACUCUUCCAACAGGCCACAGCCCUGCGAACUGCGAACCAUCCUUCCACAGCACCAGCUGACAUGGACCAGCAGCCGCCACCACUCCUGUUGGUGGUGCAGGCCAGCCAACCGAAGGAUGCUGCUCAGAUUAAAGAGGAAAAGGACUACAUCCAGCAGUCUCUGUGUCCGAACGUUGUCAGGAUUCCACACCAAUGGUAAAGCUAAAGUCUCCAAUUUCUGACAAACUCACAAGUUGAAGGUUUUUUUUCUUAUUUUUUUGUGAAUCACUACAUGCUUUGUGGUAGAAUUGCUCAGCUUGAAGAACAAUUGAUUUCAUUACAUUAGUGAUUUUAACAAUAGGACAACCCUCCUAACAGACAUGCUUGGCUGCUGCAACUUGUUUCAACUCCUAAAAGAAGGCUUCAGUUCUUCAGGAAAUAAGACUGAAAAAUACUGUUAUGUUUAAAUAUUCUGACGUGUAAUAUCAAAAUGAUUAAAGGGAAAUCAAUUAAAGCUUGAAUUUUGUAACAGAUUUUCAGUCUCUGGGUAGAUGUUUUCAUCGCCAAUGUGCACUUUGUUUCUCAGCUUUGUCAGACCACCAGCAAUUGUGUGGUUUAGUCUUAUUUAAAAAGUUUACAGUGCUUUAUAAGCAGAGUAUAUGAUGGAUGGUGACAGAAUUAGGGAAAUAAAGUACACAUGCCCUAAAGCCUGAAAGAGGUGCGUAAUUCCUGCACCCCGUGAAAUAUUCCCAUUUGCAUUAAGAAUGUUCUGCUCAAAUGGUACAAUUUGUUCACAAGCAUUCACAGCUGUAACUCAACUACAUAAAAUGGUGAGGCUAAAACAUUCACCCUCA
Molecule: messenger RNA, 3625 nt
Organism: Scleropages formosus (Asian bonytongue)
Lineage: Eukaryota; Metazoa; Chordata; Actinopteri; Osteoglossiformes; Osteoglossidae
Product: interleukin-31 receptor subunit alpha
Exons: 13
Coding region: 985-2991 (668 amino acids)
Biological process (GO): cytokine-mediated signaling pathway
Cellular component (GO): external side of plasma membrane; signaling receptor complex
Molecular function (GO): cytokine binding; cytokine receptor activity
Source: RefSeq, a predicted model, not a curated record